Molecule: messenger RNA, 12337 nt
Organism: Aphis gossypii (cotton aphid)
Lineage: Eukaryota; Metazoa; Arthropoda; Insecta; Hemiptera; Aphididae
Product: neurexin-1
Exons: 27
Coding region: 657-5831 (1724 amino acids)
Molecular function (GO): calcium ion binding
Source: RefSeq, a predicted model, not a curated record
GCGGUCCGUACGGCAGUAGUCGUCUUUCCGCUUCCACGUCGUCCGCGCGUUCGGCCGUUCGUCCGCCCGUCCGUGUCUGUCCGCGUCUUGAGCGCGAUCGCCGUACUCGCGCCGCGUCCUCCCCGAAUCCCCGGAGACUCCGUCCGAUCGUCUCGCACCAACUCGAUUCCCGCUCUCGGUCGGUCUCGUCGAUCCGCGUUCAUCUCUCUUUUUUUUUCGAUUUUCACCUCUGUCGAAAUCUUUCGCGUGAAACUCUCGCGUGAUCAGUUCGCCGGCGCCUCUCCCGCACUUGCCCGACAUUAACCGUCGUCGUUCGGCUAUUCCUUCUUUUCCGAAUAUAUAAAAAUAACCACCACUACCCGAUUUACUGUCGUACGCGACACGACACGUCCGAUAGUGACGAGUGAAACGAUUGUCGUCUUCGUCCGUCUCCGCCGGGCCGGAGGAACAGUGGCCUCUGCGGCAGUCGGUUUCGUCUAGUUCGACUUACGGACAGUUCGUGAUACACGUGAUCGUACGGCAGCGGCGUUACGGUGACGAGGCAAUUCGCUCGCGCAUGAGGGCGGAAGCGGUCGCGCUGCAGUGAUCGCCGCCGGUCGGCCGACCGCCGUCGACACCACCGCCGCCGACGCCUCAGCUUCAUCUGCAGCGCCGUCAUGACGAGUACGACGACGAAGACCACCACCGCGAUGACGGCGCUCGCGGUCUGGUGCGUAGCCACCGUGAUGGGCGCCGCCGGCGGUCUGGUGCUGGACGGCACCUACGGCCAAUUCCGGAAGUGGAACGCGGGCGUCAACGGCACGCUGGAGAUGGAGUUCAAGACCCGGUCGCCCAACGGGCUGCUCAUGUACACCGACGACGGCGGCACGUACGACUUUUUCGAGCUGAAAAUGGUGGAGGGCACCAUGCGGCUGCGGUACAACCUGGGCGCCGGUGCCCAGAUACUGAUGGCCGGCCACGACCUGUACGACGGCCGGUGGCACCGGGUGGCCAUCGAGCGCCGCGGCCGCGUCACCGCCCUGACCGUGGACAACGCGACCAGCGCGGCCGCGUCCGCCGGCAAGGAGCUGCAGUUCGGCCGGCUGGCGUCCAACUCGGCCGUGUACGUGGGCGGCAUGCCGGGCUGGUACAACGGCCGGCUCACCCGGCUCGCGCUGCCCAGCGUCAUUUUCGAGCCCCGGUUCAGCGGCGCCGUCCGCAACAUCGUCUACACCGACGACUUUUACCCGUACCCGAGGCGGCAGACCGCCGUCACCGACACGAACCGACAGCCGAAGUGUACCGGUACAAGAUGUCGUCGUACGCUGAAUAGAGACAAAAAGUCAAAGGUUAAUGGUGGAGGAAUUAGCGGUAAUCGCCGUGGUGGAGGUAAUUCAGAUGCCUGUGAAAAACACGACCCUUGUCAACAUGGUGGGAUUUGCAUAUCUACAGACGAUGGCCCGAAAUGUCAAUGCCGUGAUAAAAAUUUUGAAGGAGCAUACUGUGAGAUAGAUAAGGUGAUGGCAGAAGCUUCAUUUACUGGAGGAGAAUUUUUGAAAUACGCUUUCGAUGGUAACACUGAAGGAGAUUCAUUCGUAUUACAUUUCAAAACUAAAAAACCUGCUGGACUACUUUAUCAUAUGGGAGAUGGCUCAAGUAACUACUUAAACGUAGGUAUCGUCACUGGUGGUAUUACAGUGACGAUGAGAGUUGGCACAGGCUCAUUGGACAUGUUCAUCAAGCCAAACAGAAUACGAUUCGAUGAUAAUCAAUGGCACAAGAUAUCAGUUACACGCAAAGUACAGGGGAUAUCUGCAGUUACCAGUUUUUGCAAGCUGGCCGUGACAGUAGACGAAGUGUACGGCGAACAAGGGAGUUCUGCGGGUGCGUUUACGUCCUUGACCCUAGGAUAUUUAUACCUGGGUGGCAGUGAGAACACCGUUGCGUUACCGGGCACAAAAGCGAGCACAAACUUUGUGGGAUGCAUUCGAAAAGUGGAGUAUACUUCCGAUGGCGUAAACAAAUACGAUUUCUUAGAAAUGGGAAAAACUGGUAUUUCGUCUAUACUUGUAUAUGGCCGAUUGCAAUUUUCGUGCCAAGACUUUGGAAUGGACGAUCCUGUAUGUUUAUCUACGCCCCGAUCAUUUCUCAUGCUGCCUAAUUGGGACGGUACGACCAGUGGUUCGAUUUCAGUAAAGUUUCGAACCAACGAGCCAGAUGGUCUAUUAUUUUUUAGUAGAGGCCAAACUGAACAUACCUCUGGUAUUUAUGCGGUUGAAAUGGUUGACGGACGACUUUACGUGUAUUUGGACUUGGGCGCUGGUGGCACUCGCGCUGAAGUGAGUUCGGAAAAAACUAAAGUCAACGACGGUCAAUGGCAUGAGUUUUCGAUAUGGCGCAAUGACAGAGAUAUACACUGCACCGUAGACGAUUACUCUUCAGAUUUUACAACAAAUGGUGAUUCUAAUCAGUUACACCUACAGAACGGUAUCAUGUUGGGAUUCGGUGGUCGGGCGGUGUAUCACAAAAAAAUACCGUCUGGCGUGUGGACACUGUCAUUAGAAACGGGAUUUGUAGGGUGCGUGCGUGACCUCGUCCUGGAUGGUGUAGCAAUCAAUUUAGUCAGCUCGUCUCUAGAACAGGACCAUGUGUCUGUUACACCACAUUGCCCUGAAUCUACAAACAGUUGUCAAUCAGAUACUUGUUAUAACGGAGGAAUUUGUCACGAAGGUUGGAACCGAGUGAUAUGUGAUUGUUCAAAUACUGAGUACGCUGGUGCUACUUGCAUGAAAGAAUCAUCCAUGUACAGUUUUAACGGAACACAAUACGUACAAGCAAUUAUGCCGGAAAAAAUGGCGACUCAAGUUGAAGAUAUGUAUUUUCGAUUCAAAACAAAUAGGCCAUUGGCCGUAUUAAUGAAGACUUUUGAUAGUUCAUGGGAUAGACUAGAAAUUGCAUUAAUAGUUGGAAAAAUUAGAUUAGCCUUGAAAAUCGGUGACAAAGAAAAGGUUGUUUUAUGCGGAUCUCAUUUAGACGAUAAUAAUUGGCAUUCAGUACACUAUAUUAGAAGGGCACAUGAAAUUCGUUUAAAAGUGGACAAUAUCACUGUAAAAAACGAUUCCGACAUGGAAGAUAAAAUAACACUUAAAUGGCAAGGUCUAUUAGUUGGUGGCACGCCUCCUAAGGAUCCAGACGCUUUAGCAAAUCUCCCUAGCUUUAUCGGUAGUAUGCAACAGUUUAUACUAAACAAAAUCAAUUAUUUUGAUCUUGCAAAAAUUUCAACCAGAGGCUUUUCGGAAGACUUGCCCAAAGUACAUAUGACCUCCAAAUACCAAAAACAAGAAAAACCUCCUUCGUUGGUGCACACGGUUACGUUCCUAUCAAAGAAUACUUUUAUAGGAUUGCCGCCAUUAAAGGCUUACUCCAGAAUGGAAGUAUAUUAUAGAUUUAAGACUAAACAUACGUCCGGAUUGUUUUUCUAUAACGGUGGAAAACACAACGAUUUUGCACUUGCUGAACUAAUCAAUGGUCACAUACUUAUCAACAUUCGUUCAGGUACGCACGUGAUUCGUCUUCGAGAUACUUCAAAAAAUAGUUACAGUGACAACUAUUGGCAUUCGGUACACUUGUUACAAAUAUCGGCCACUAUGUUCUGUCUACUUAUUGACGAUCAAGUAGCGUCAACCACGACCAUUUCUAGACCUCAUAAUAUUCAAUUAAACGGGAUGUUUUACGUUGGUGGUGUGCCUAAAGAACUGCAUAAACGUCAGUCAAAGCAUAUACACUCGAGACACGGGUUUGAAGGAUGCAUGUCCGGUCUGGAAUACAACGGCGAAUCUCCAGACAUGGUUGAGAACGCCACCAUACCCAGCACACUCAUCACCGUUGGUUGCGACGGACUCAGCAAAAUGUGCACGCAAGAUAUGUGUGACAACCAUGGGACGUGCGUGGAACAGUGGAAUUCGUAUUCAUGCGAUUGCGACAUGACUGCGUUUGUUGGACCGACAUGUUCAGAACCUUCUAUUUCCUAUGAUUUUGGUCCUGAUGGGGGUCUUGUAACAUAUGCGUUCCCCGACGGACGCCAACCAGAUAUGCAAAAUGACCUAUUGGCUUUGGGUUUCAUCACGUCUAAAUCCAGUGGUGUGCUAUUCCGUGUAGAAAGUAGCACUUCUGGUGAUUACCUACAGCUUGAAAUGGUGAAUGGGCACAUAGUAGUAGUUUACAAUGUUGGAACUAAUGACCAUCCCAUCGGUGAAGCCAAUGUCAUAGUGAACGACAAUUCCUAUCAUUUGGUCAGAUUUGUAAGGUCGGGGCCAAACUCGACGUUGCAAGUGGACGAUAACAGUAUGCAAACUCUGUAUCCUUCAGGUCACCAACUCAGCGUUUUUAAUAGACAGUCAACAAUUCAAGUUGGCGGUAGGUGGAAUAAAACUAAACAACGUAUUGAAGACGCAUUCGAAGGAGUAAUGGUUGGGUUGGUCUUCAACGGACUUAGAGUAUUUGACUUAACAGCCAAUAGAGAUCCGAGGACAACCAGCAAAGGAGACGCACAACAGUUAUCAUCGAUUUUGGACAGGCUGAACGAACACUCUCUGUUGGACACCAUGCAACAGACACCAGCGUCGGGUGUAAUGGACGAUCUAGUAUACUCUGGAGCAGGAUCUGGUUGUAACCACGACGAUGAAGACCAAUGUACUGUUACAUUUGAUGUUGGAUCUGGAGAUGACUUGAUUACUCCUGUGUACGUACCUCCAACAGUUGUACCCCCUCCAUCAUUAGUAACUGAUGUCCCCGGAGCAUGUGAUGACGAAGAGACCGACUGUAUUACGGGUUCAGGAUUUGGCCCUACUUCUUCUACUGAUGAUUCAGCAACUACUAUUAAAGGUUCACGUACGGUGGUGGUGACCUACGGUGGUAACUGGACGAUGACGCCCGUCAACCAAACCACAUGGGUGGAACAACAUUCGACGAACAAGACGAAUGCGGGGGCGACAGUGAGCACCGCGGUGCCGACCACUAACCAAACGGAGCCGUACUGGUCGUCGGCCGCCACGACCACCGCGACGAAAACGGCCACGCACUCGAGGGCGCCCGGUACGGCUGUGACCGUGACCGCGACCGCGGUGACGAACACGUCGAGCAGUUCGGUCGGCGGCAACGAAAAGUCGACCAGCACGGGCACCGGAACCGUGGUCAUCUCAUCCACGAGUACCACCAGCACCACGACGCACUCGACGUUCUUCGACGGCGACGACAAGGAGAAUGACGUGAAACCGGGCGGCGACGGCGGCGGCGGCGGCGGCGGCGGUUACGAAUACGGCGGCGGUAACCGUUACGGCGGCGGUUACGACGAACGCGACGGCGAGACGAUGAUGACCACGCCAAACGUGGUGUUCGGCGGUGAGCCUUUCCCGCCGGCGGCCAAACCGACGCCGCCCAAACACGCCGAGCCGCCGAUCAACACAAAGGCGGCCGAGAGCACGGCGUUCGUAGUGCUCGUCACGGCCGCCACGCUCAUCAUCAUCGUGCUCAUCAUACUGCUCGUGCUCAAAGUCAAGUACAGGACCGACACGAACAGAUAUAAGAUCGAAAUGCCCAAAGCUUACGGAGCUCCCGUCGACCAAGGCUCGGACAGGGGCGGCUUGUGCCAUCAGCAGCAGCAGCAGCAUCUCCAUCACCAGCAGCAGGCCAACCUGCUGUCGCCGGGCAACUAUCCGUCGUCGGCUCAGUCGUCGCCCACUUACGCGCACAACAACUUCAGGCCGCACAGCGGCGGCGGCGGUGUCGGCGGCAUGGUCGGAAUGAGCAACAAGCCCAAGAAGAGACAGGACGUCAAGGAGUGGUACGUGUGAGGCGGUCAGGCGUACACGUGCCGUACGCUCACCGCCGUACCCAUACGGCACAGCUCGGAAAACAACAACGAUAAUAAUACGCCCAAAUAUUAUUAUACCUACGACCUGGUGUUGUGUAUAUAAGCGUGUACGUUAUAAACGUUAUCAUGUUUUAGGUGUCCUUACCUAAAUAUUAUUUUGUGUAAUAUUGUAAAUCUAUAUGUAUAUUAUAAUAUAAUAUAAUAGUGCAUUUUAUAUAGGUAGGUAUUGUGUUUAGGCUAGGUAGCUAGGUAACCGAUGUAAAUAUUAUAAUAUAUAUAUUAUAAUUGUAUUUCGCGCGUCGCGACGUACCUAUACGAAGACGGACCGUGUACGCGUGUUGGUAACGAUGAGGUGACCGUACGUGGUAUGCACCGCUUGCGAAUAUCAUAGUACCUAUUAUUAUAUUAUCAGGUAUAUACCACGCGCGUUAUACGCGUAGAUACCGCGAACUUAGAAACCAGACUGCUACCGCGCAGUAGCGCGAUCCGCGUGUGAUACGUCAUUUGUAAUAUCGUUUACGGAGCGUAAUGUUUUAUUGAUAUUCACAACUUACUAUAAUAAUUAUUCAUACAUAUAUAUUUGUAUAUUUCAAUAUAAUAAUAUUGUUUCCUAUCCUAAACGAAUAUAGUAUUGUAAUUUACGCGACGAUCGUAUAUCGUAUUCGAAACAAAAAUAUCAUCCAUCAGUUACGUCAAAAAAAUCGUCCGCAAGACUUUGAUGAUAGUGACUACGGGUACGUUUUAACCCCACGACGAGGAUCGUUGUCGGUUUUUAAAUAUUUACAAUGAUCUGUUAGACCGUGCUUUCGAAUUAUGUUAUUUUAUAUUAUAAUUAAUAUUAGACGCGUACGGUUUUUAUCUUUAUUGGUCUUUUUAUUUUUAUUAUCAUAUUGGUACCCAAUGCUAUAUUCUGUCAUUAUUCUUCUAUCUUUUACUGUACCUAUACAUAAUAUUAGGUAGGUAACUAUCGUAAUCUGUUAUAUUUUAGUAAUAUGAUUAUGGAUAGGUAGCGUUAGAAUGUAUAUGGCAUUAUGAACUCUAAAAAAAAAAAAAAUUAUUAAAAUAUAUCAAAGUAGGUACCUAUAUAAUGUAUCAUAUCUGGAAUUGUAUAAACUUAAAAUAUUCAUUCAAUUUCAUAUUAUUCAAAAAGUAAUACAUAUACAUUAAUUAUAAUAGUUCUAGUGAUACACGUCAGUGGUGUCGUUUAAGAGUGACGAAGUGGGCAUUUAUCCCUAUUUUAUUUUGAAAUAUAAUCUAUUUUGUAGCUUUAUAUCUGUAAAGUAUGGAUACGAAUAUACGAAAACAUUUUUAAUACCUAAUCAAAAUAAAAUAUAAAAUAUCUACUACAUUAUACUAAUAAAUUAUGUUUUUUUAAUAAAAAAUAAAGUUUCGUUAUAACGAUUAUAAAAUAAAAUGUCUAAAUUAUAAAUUAUAAAAUAUGAAAGAUGGCAAAAAUAAUUAAAUAAAAAUGUAAGUACAAACAUGGUUAAGAGCAUAGCAAGUAAUAUUUUUAAGCUAAGUACCUAUUUGAACUGAGCAAAACUUUCCACCUCUCAUUCUAUUGAAAACUGAAAUGAUACCACUGAUACACGUUGAACAUUCUUGUAAGUUGUGAUAUCAAAAAUAUUAUCUAAUAUUUUUCUAUUGCCAUUACCUAUAAUGGGUAGGUAUUAACCACGAGUGUUUGGCAUUUAUGAAGGUAUGACACACGCACAUGUAAUUUUAAAAAAUAUUUACCUACGUUGAUUCAUAAAAUGUAAGAAAAAUUACCUACUAUGUAUACAAUUUUAUAAAAACUUUACUUAUAAUACUAAAACAAUAUCACAUAAAAUUAAAAACAAAAAAUGUAUUUGGUACCUAAGUUCAAGCUAUAGCUAAACAUAUACAACAUUUAAUUAAAUUUAACUGUUUAUGUGUCAUAGCAAACAGAUUUACAAUUUGGUCUAAAAUGUUAUCAACCAUCAAUAUAAUCAAUGUUCUUUAUAAGUCAUAAACAUUCUAAUACCUACUAUCUACCUAAUUUAUUAUCGUAAUUACGCGUUGUGUUGCAGAAAAAGUUUCAUUUUACUAUUCAAUUUUAUGAGUAUGUCUGUACGACAACGCUUUGAUUUUCAAUUUUCAUUUUUAUAUUUUCUCUCUGUUUUACUAAAUGCAUUAGGUAUACCAGAUAAUUAUAUAGCUAUAAAUACAUAUAAAUGUAAGCAUAUUUUUCAGUAUAAAUCCAUGAAUUAUAAAUCGGUUUCGGUGAUUUUUUUCGAUUUUACGUUUCAAGGAUGAGACAAUAAUAAUAAUCAUUACUAAUAGUUAUUUAAAAAUAAUUCAAAAAUUAUGUAUUACAACUACUACUAUAAGUAUACAAUUUUAUAUCAUUAUUAAAUUUAAUUAAUAUUGGUUGUAUAUUAUUAUUAUAUAAUUACUACAAUAGCAAAUUAUAAUCGAAUAUGAUUUAAUAUAAUGAUUUUAUUAAGUUAUAACAGUAACUUCAAAUUCACAAUACUAUAGUACCUAGUACGUGUCUAUAACUUUUAAGGGCAUUAUAUGCAAUUUACUAUAUAUAUUUAUUAUUAAAUUUAAUAUUUAGAAGUACCUACUAACACAUUGUAAUUUAAACCUAUCGUCAUGCUAUCACCAGCUCUUUUGAUUGUAGUACUUAUCUUUUAAAAUUCUCUCAUAUGAUUUUCUCAUUUUUCUUGUUUGAUUUUAAUGAAUACGGUGUGUAAUAUCGCAGGGUUUCCAAAAAAUGACUAUAGAAAAUUUAUAAAGGUAUGUAUUCUGUACCUACCGUUUAAUAAAUAAUACAAUUAGAAUAUCCCAUCAAUAACGAUAACAAGUAGACCCAGAGUAUAGAAAUAGAAAAAAAGUAUGUAUGUUGAAACUCUUUUGAAUUUAAUUUUUUUUUAAUUUUUAAUAGGUAUUUCCAAUAAAAGCGUAUUUCUGAAAAUAAAUUAUUAUCAGGUUCUUACUGCAUGACAAUUCGUGAUGAUUUUUUAUACGAUUUAUCAAAACUUAUAAUAGACCGCUAGAAAAGAGUAUAAGUUAGUAACAAUCUGAGAUCUGAUGAUAGGGAGAUAUCUAAAUUGUAUACGACUGUGACAUGAUAAAUAAUAAUGUGUUAAUAAAAGUAUCUAUAAUAGUCAUAUUAUAUUAAUAUAUAAUACAAAAAUGUAGUACAAAUUCAUUUAAUAGAUGUUGAAGUUUAUUUUUCUUAAACAGUGUAAUAUCUAAAAUGUCGAUUAUAUUGUUUUUAAGUAUUUACCUAUACCUACCUAAUUAAAAAUAGGACAUGAGUUUAUAAGUUCAAAAUCCCUCGAUUAUAAACUCUUCCCAAUGUUUUACACUCGUUAAUGAACAAUCACAUAUCAAUUGAAAAUAAUGAUUGUAUGUUUACUAUAAUUAACUCCUGUAAUACCUAACUUAGUAAUCAAUUACUACCGGACAUGUCUAACUCUAUAAACCAUUUUUUGUGGAACCUAUAUUUAAGUACCUAGUUCGUCAACUACAGAGACUUAUACCGAAAAAUAUUAGUUCUCAUCCUUGUAAUGUAGGUAUCUUACAGUUGUAAUUAUUAAUUAUGUUAUUUUAAUUAUGUACGGAAUCAAAUGUGAAAAUAUAUAACUAAUUAACGGAUUUGAAAAUGCACACACCAACAUUCGUCGUUGGUCUAUAUUCUAUAACAAUAUCGUUUUCUCGUUCCAUGUAAAAUAUAUUAUAAAGUUUAAAAGUAAAAAAUAAUUAUUAAAAAAUGUAGAUUAUUCGUUAUAUAGUGGAAUCUUUGUACAAAAAAAAUUGUUUAUUAAUAAUAAAAUACCUACCUACUAAUAGUUAUAAUCAAUAUUAUCAUGUAACACGCAAUAAUAGUUUUGUUAGUUAACGGGUAAAUAAUUAACUAAAUAGAAAAAUUUUUAACUCAUAGGUAUACAUGAUCAUGCAUAAUAUGUAAAUAUAUUUAAAAUGUAGGUAGUUCCCGAAAUCUACGCUCAAAAUUGAUCGCGAGACAGCAAUUUGAUUUUAUAAUUAGCUUACACAACUAAUUUUCUUAGAUAUCUAUUAACAAUUUGAUAUUGAUAUUUUUAUAGAAUAUAAACGGUGAUAAUAAUUAAAUUUAUAACAUAGUAAUAUAAUAUUAUUAAUCAAUAAUAAUAUUAUUUAUAAAAAUAUAAAUGUGAUCAAAAAACAAUUCUAACGUCUUCAUAAUGUUAAAUGAAGCAUCGUCAAUAGCAUUAAUUUUUAAAUUAAAUUAAAUUGUUUAAAUUAUGUAUAAAUAAGAUACAUUUAAUUUCACACAAGCAUUUAUAAUUUACUAUAGUAAUCAGUACACUUGAUUACUUGAUAAUGAUUUUUUUAGUAUCUAUUAACAAAAUGUUUUUAGAAUAAUUUAGUUUCAUUAAAAUAUAUUAUAUUAUAAUUUUAUAUACGUAUCUACCUAUUUCGUUAUACAAACGUAUAUUAUUUAUUAUAUUAAAUCAUUAUUAUUACUUUUUGUAUUCUAAAAAAAAAUAUCCAUGUCAUAUUUUUUACACCAACAUCAAUUUAAUGGUUCGGAAAAUAUAUUGUAAUUGUGCUAAAAUUAUAAUCAUUUUGAUGUAAAACUUUCAAUUUGAAAUAAUUACAUGUUUUUAUCAAUCAAUAUUUAAUAUUAAAUUUUUACUAUUAUUUGGUCGUUUUAUUGUAUACAUUCAAAAAACUAGAACAAUGAAUUUUUAACGAUGAGUGUAAAACAGAAAUAACAAUACGGUUUAAACAAUUUUAAACAAUUCAAAAAAUUAUUCAUGGACUAUAGGUACGAUUUAUUUAAAUAUUUUUAAUACAUUUAUUUGUAUUACCUAUGCAUACCUAUAAUUAAAAAUGGGUAUAACGUCAAAUAAUGCGAGUCUUUUAAAUAAUUUUAAUAAUAAAAAGUGUUUAACUUGUUUUAUUCUUCCAAAUCAUAUCGUAUUUGUAAUUUUAUAACUAUACAAAAAAAAAUAUUUAAAAAAAAAAAUCAAAGCUUAAAUUACCAGUAAAUUAAAUUAAUUCCAAUUGCUUGUUAAUGAAUUACAACUACCUAUACAACUAUCACAAUUAUUGUUAUAUGAUUUUAGAGAAAAUUGCAAAUUUUAUAGGAUAUCUAAUUUUAUAAUAAUGCUUUUCUGAGAAAUUCAUUAAUGUUAGUUUUUUUUAAUAUUUAAUGAUAUUAUAGUAUUAUACUAUGAUUUUUCAAACCCAUAUCAUUUAAGUUAGAACGUAAAAAGUGUCUCAUUUUUUCCUCAAAAAUAAAUAAACAAGAAUGCCCUUUUAUUUUCAUACUUUUAAAUCAAUAAUCCAUUAAAAAAGUAAAUACAAUACUACUAAUCAGACAGGUAUAUCAGAAGUAGAAAUACACAAUUAGGUAAUAGUUAUUACUUAUUACUUAUAACUUAUUAGGUUCUUGUAUUUAAGUCAAUUUAAAACAUCCAAUUAUCGGUCAACUUUAUUAAAUGUUAGGUUUAACACUUAUUUUAAUCGAAAUCUCUGAGUACCUACUUCGAAAAUCUUACCUAACUUCCAAAACCCAUAAUAUAUAAUCCAACCGAUAUAGGUAUCUACCUAAAAAGAAUAUUUUUUUUCAAAGCAUCAGAAUAAUACAUUUGAUUUAAUCUAAAACUGUCAUACAUUUACUACAUAAAAAUGCAAUAUUAUUAUGAUAUAAUAUCGUUUUGUAUGUAUUUUUUACAAUUAAUAGUAAUAAUUUUAAUUUUAAUUCAUUAUUUUAACAAAUUAUUGUAAUUCCAAAAUUCUAAUUAAUAACCUUUGAUACAAUUUUAAUUGUUAAACCAAUGUAAUAACGAUAAACCAAAUGUAAAUGUAAUUAUAAUGCAUGUAAUAUCUGUUAUUUAAUGCUAAACAUGUUAAAAUUAUAUGAAGCCGUUUCGGUAGAUUAGAUAACAAUCAAAUUACAAUUCUUUAAAUAGGUAUUUAUAUCAAUACAAGAUAUACCUAAAUAUAAGAAAAUUGUAUUUAUUUUAUACGUACCUAAAUAUUUUGAGUAGAAAUCAUAUAACUUAAGUGCGAAAUUGUAUUGAAUCUGUGACAUUAUUUUAAAUGUUUUUUUUUUUUUAAUAUUAUUAUAUCUAUAUUAAUUUUAAGCUUAAUUUGUAUUUGGUGUGUGUAGUAAUGGAACGAAAGCAAUAAAACAGCACAUCUCUUGAUUAUUGAAUCUAUAUGAUAAUGUUAAACAUCAUACAACUGUCAGUUACAAAACUACUGAGAUCAUAAAUUAAAUCAUUAUAAAUAUUAAAUUUUAUUUAAGUAUUAAAAUUGUAACAAUAUAAGAUAUUAUUCAACCCUGAGAUAUGCUGAACUUGACUUUUUCACCUAUUAAUUGUUAAAAAUAUAAUUUAUGUAUCUAUUAGAAAAAUGCUUUUGUAAUUUAUAUGAUUGAUAUAAUACCAGUAUGAUUUUUAAAUGUUGACAUCUAUGUUGUUAAAAGUCUAUACUAAUAAAAAUGUUGAUUAGUUAUCAUAGAAA